This is a messenger RNA of Triticum urartu, 2180 nucleotides long. The record is from RefSeq and is a predicted model, not a curated record. NCBI's taxonomy places the organism in Eukaryota, Viridiplantae, Streptophyta, Magnoliopsida, Poales, Poaceae.
UGCAUCCACUCGUUGUUUUGCCCCAGGUCUUUCCUCACCCCGUCAAUUGGGUAAUCAAGGAUUCGAAAGGGUGAACGUACGAAGACUGCCAAGGACUCCAAUGCCCCCAUAUACUAGUAGCAUUCAUUCUGCAGGCACAAUAUUCACGCUCGUAUCUCCCCUCCCCCCGGCUCUUGUUGCUGCAACAAAUUGCUACUCUUAUAUGAACCGAUGGCUUCAAGCUGCUGGUUCUUGCUGUUCGUCUGGGUAGUAUGGUGGCUGCCACUGAUACUCGCCGGGCCUGAGGAUCAGGCAGGGGGAGGCUGCUCGAGCUCGGCCAAGAUGUGCGGCAACCUCACCAUCUCCAACCCAUUCUGGCUCACUGACUGGGAGACGGGAAGAUCGUGUGGUCCCAUGGAUUUCGAGGUCAAUUGCUUUAUCGGUACGUCGGUUCUCAAGAGCUCUGGAUUAACUGGCUUUGGAAUUCUCAACAUCUCCUACAAGGAGCGCAGUCUGCGUGUCGUCGAUGUAUACAAAGAGGAAGACUUCAACGAAUCCAAGAGCUGCCAUUUCCCGAGAUGGAACACAUCAGGCAAACUGGCAUCUCAGUUUAAGGUCAGCCACGCCAAUCUGAAUAUCAUCUUCUACAACUGCACGAAAACGCCAGAGCGUUGGGACAGCCCGCUGGUGGAGAUGAGAUGCGAGAACAAAAGUAACACGUUUGUUCGCGUGGGAGUGCCGUACGAUGUGAUGGGGGCCUACGCCAGUUAUGCCUUGGAGGGCUGUGAUGCUACCAUCAUGCCGGUGAUGGGCUCGCCGGGCAAGGCGAAUGUCAGCGACUACGAGCAGCUCAUCAACGGUGGAUUCCUCUUGACAUGGGAUCAUCGGACACCUCUCCCUACGCCUGCACCAGCACGUAAGUUCACCCGCAAUCAUCUUUUAAUCAAUUUUGUGGUAAGCUCACUCAUCUAAUCUUCUUGACAUGGGAGCAUCUUCAACUUGUUUUUUGUUCCAUCAAACUUUUUAUGGAUUUGAUAAGAGCAUCUUCAACGAGGAACUUCUGCGAGUUACUAUCUCUGUAAACAAAUAUAAGACAUUUUAGACCCUUAAAGUAGUGACCUAAAACAUCUUAUAUCUGUUUACAGAGGGAGUAUUUCUUAGCUUUAGAAACCAGUCACCUGCUUUCUCUCCUCUUCAUCCCUUCUCUUUGCUUCGAAUUGUUGAACUAAUUUUACACGGUAUAAUAGGUAGCUCAACCACAACUAAUCACGGGCCCCCUCUCACGCAUUGGGAGUUUUUCUGUGCCUUGGGAUACAACGAAAUACAGUGACUUUGAGUUUCCACAAAACAUGUGUUCUGGACUUCUUGUACUGUACAAUUAAUGUAGUUAUCCUGCCUAAAACAAUUCACGGCAUACAAUAAAAUACAAAUAGGUAAAGGGGAGAAGAAACGUUGACCAUCACCUGCCGCAGAGCUCGAGGCAUCCGGAAGUUCGGCAUAUAUAGAAAACUCCGGAUACUGUACAUUUUCCGAGUAAAAUUUUCUGUUAAUUUUGUCCCAGGUCUUCCCCUUGCCUCGUCUAUUGGGAUAUAACGACGUACGACGACUGCCAAAUGACUCCAUUUGCCGCCACCAUAUAGGAUACAGUACAUCAUUCAUUCUUAGCCACACUAUUUUCUCUUGUAUCUUUCCACAGCCAUGCAUAAUGAGUUUGUCCCACCCGGCGGCGGCAUAACGAUGGCUCUGGGGCCUUCUACGUCCACUUGCGAGCCCAAUCUGCAGGGGCCCGACAAUCUUUUUUCAGGUACCCGUUCUGGCUGGACGCACACUGGCUUGGCGUUUCCCGCCCGGGCUGGAGCUGUGGAAAAAUACUAGUAUGCAUCUGCCCGAUUGCUCACGGCAUCUCAGACUGAGAUUAUUCCAUAAUUUCGACAUAUCUGAAAAUUUGUGCAUCCACUCAUAGUUUUGCCCCGUCAAUUGGGGAAUCAAAAAGGAAUUCGAAUGGGUGGACUACAAAAACUGCCAUGGACUUCAUUGCGAGUGAGGCGUUUUGGCUCCUAGGCUCAUCUCCAGGCUCAUCUACACCCACGCUGAAUAAAAAAUCAAAACAAAUACAAGAAAAAUUAAAAGAAAAUCUUUUUUUUGGCAUGGUAAAUAAUUUGAUGCCUAAUGUCCGCUCCAAAUUUCAAGUCAUUUGAACA